UGCGGAAGAGGCAGACAGAACGACGGACCCGCUGCACCCGGCACCAUGGCUGCCCCCGGCGUCGCGUGCUGCCUGCUGGGCCUGCUGGCGCUGAGCUCCGCCUGCUACAUCCAGAACUGCCCGCUGGGCGGCAAGAGGGCGGCGCGGGAGCUCGACGUGCGCCAGUGUCUGCCCUGCGGCCCCGGCGGCAAAGGCCGCUGCUUCGGGCCCAGCAUCUGCUGCGGGGACGAGCUGGGCUGCUUCGUGGGCUCGGCCGAGGCGCUGCGCUGCCAGGAGGAGAACUACCUGCCGUCGCCCUGCCAGUCGGGCCAGAAGCCGUGCGGGAGCGGGGGCCGCUGCGCCGCCGCGGGGGUCUGCUGCAGCCCGGACGGCUGCCGCAUGGACCCCACCUGCGACCCCGAGGCCUUCGCCCAGCGCUGAGCCGGAGCGUGCCCUUCCUCACCCCCCACAACCCCUCGAAAUAGUGACAAUAAAGCUGCUGUGCUGCCCUCCAA
Messenger RNA from Erinaceus europaeus (western European hedgehog), 494 nucleotides. RefSeq names its product oxytocin/neurophysin I prepropeptide (gene OXT). The transcript has 3 exons. The record is from RefSeq and is a predicted model, not a curated record. Gene Ontology annotation, cellular component: extracellular region; secretory granule. Bases 46 to 420 code for a protein of 124 amino acids. Lineage: Eukaryota; Metazoa; Chordata; Mammalia; Eulipotyphla; Erinaceidae. Gene Ontology annotation, molecular function: neurohypophyseal hormone activity.